CCAGACACGUGUGCACGAUAGCAGCUGUGAAAGGUACUCAGGCGCGCUUACCACUGAUAGCAUAUAUCGCCGCCGGCCGCACGAGAAGUGGGGCAGUGAAGCGUGCCCCUCCCCCCUCCGUGACGUUAUUGUUUAGGGAGUACUCCCAGAGCGAACAUGAAGACAUUCAUUCUUGCUAUUCUUGCCUGGUUUCUGGGAUUGCGUUUUGAACAUACUCAGAAAGACCUUGGACUCCUGUGGAACCGUAUAUUGUGUUACUUGUACCUUCGUUACCUGUUGUGGAACCGGAAAUGGAAGAUUCCCCGGCGUGCCUUUUUCGCGGAAAAGAAGGACCCGUACACCGAUGGGAUUCUUUUACCAGAUGCGGAAUGGGAGAUGGAGCGGCCGACACUCGACAGACUUGGCAGGAAGAAGGACGAGAUGUUCCUUUGCGGAACGAGGACCACAGGAGAGUGCUUCGUCAUGAGAGUUAGCAGAAGACGUGGCCGCUGCCUCGACCUGUGGAUAUACUUGCGAAUGAAGAAUGGCGAUCAUUACGAACUUGUGGAACACUCCCUGCUGGAUCUCAGCGGGAAAGAAGGCUUUGCCGCGAAAGGGUUACGAAUCGAAUGUCUGGCCCCGAUGAGACAGUGGAGAAUAGCAUUCAACGGCCUCAUGAGAUCCCCGACGAGUGAUGACUCCAGCACUUCGAGCCUACACGUCCAGCUGAAUUUUCUGUGGAAGGCUUCUUCGCAUGUGGUCGACAUCCAGGCCAAUGCGUCCCAUGAGUCUAUACUUGAGAGCUGCCUUGUGGAAUCGCUAGGACAGACUAUCUCCAACUGCGAACGUGUAUACCAACUCAUCGACGGAUACGAACAACGGGGUCAACUCAUGGGCACCGUUGCGAUAGGCGACGAAAAAGAAACUGAGAUGUACCUUUGGGGUACCAGACAACGACUGAAAGGAAGUGUCACUGAAAGUGUCACAAAAGCUGGUCACGUGUUCGGUCACACAAGGGGUGCACAGAGCUUUCAUUUAGCCUGCUAUCACCAGAAUACUGGCUACGGGAAUUCUGAGGACACGCCAGAUACGUCAAGAUUCAUCUACGGAAGCCUACAGGCAGCGGAUGGCUUAGUGGACCCAGUGACCGAAAUCUUGCCUUCGGAACUCCACAUAUCUGCGUUGCUGGACGCACCUAGUUUUUGCAUAAGAGCAGGCGAGACGCAUGAGAUCCAGAUCAAAGAUGCCGUCACUUUAAAGCGUCAUGUUGCAGAGCCUGAUGGCACGCAAUUGCUUUAUAUCGAAUUCACGUACGACGGGGUACCGGGAUCCGGCUUAGGUAUUCUAGAUAUAAGUUCACCGAGGCCAUUUGAAACGUUGAAACUAAAUGCCGGUUUGCUUACACAAGACGAGAGUUGUCCAUCCACCGUUCCCUUUGUAGCCAAUAUUUGCGAUGACGUCUGCAGAUAUACCAGUGUUGCUGGUGGGAAAGGGUCAUCGUUAUGUCUUCUGAACACUAUCUCCGAGGAAAAUAAAGGGGUCUUCAAAGUUCCUGGUGGAGUCAUUGUCACAACAGCCGCGUACGACUUGUUCUUGAGGAACGGUCCAGCGAAACUGUUGCAGUCCAUCUUGCAAGAAGCUCAUGGGUGUGUAGAUUCAGUGUUUCUUCUUCAACAUUGA
This is a messenger RNA of Ornithodoros turicata, 1659 nucleotides long. RefSeq lists its product as uncharacterized. The coding region runs from base 157 to 1659 and encodes 500 amino acids. Gene Ontology annotation, molecular function: ATP binding. Lineage: Eukaryota; Metazoa; Arthropoda; Arachnida; Ixodida; Argasidae. The transcript has 13 exons. The record is from RefSeq and is a predicted model, not a curated record.